CCCCCGGAUUGAUUGAUAAGCCAAGUUUGUAUGAAAUCAUAAAAAAAACAAACCCCAUCAGAAAAAAAAAAAAAAAAAACCACCAUCAACAACAACAACAGCAGCCCAACAAACUCAAGCAAACCAACAAACAACCAUGUUCAAACCAACAACAACUAACACAAGCACCAGCAUCACCACCACCACCACCACCACCACCACACCAACAACAACCAACAACAACAGCAACUUCCCCUCCAUCAAUCCAACCCAACUCAUUCAGACCAUCAACAACCAACCAGAACAAAACCAUCUAAUCCUAGACAUCAGAACACCAUCAGCAUUCAAACGACACCAUCUCAAACAAUCCAUCAACCUCAACCUACCCACAACCCUACUCAAACGACCACUCUACGGACCAGACAAGAUUGAAUCCGGCUUACCAACACCAGAAGAACGUCAACGAUUCGAGAGAUAUAAGACUGCACUACCCAACUCAACCAUCGAAUCAAAUAAAAGAUUACAACUAAUCAUCGCCAUCGAUCAGGAUGCCCGUCUCGUCAACCCAAACCAUCCACUAAGCCUCCUCCUCAAGAAAUUCAACUCACUCGGAUUCACUGGGAAACUGGUCUGGCUAAACGGUGGAUUUCAAGGACUAUUGAGCCUAGCCGAACGAUCGGAUUGGUCCAAGAAACUCUUAAACUCUCAAGAAUCCACUCAAUCCACUACAAACAUCCCAGAUCAAGACAACGGUAGUAGUACAACCACCCCAAACGAAUUAAGGAUGUCUCUCUCAAUCCCACUACCACUCUCAGCCUCACUCCCAACACCCCCAGUACAGACCAAUCAUCAUCAAGCACCUCACACCCCUACCACUCGUCCUACCAACGAUCGUCCUCAGCCCACUAGCUACUCAAAGACCAAACGAGUUCACAUGAGUCUCAGCAUGCUCCCGCCUACCUCCAGCCCCUGCCCAGAAUCUCCCUCCUCACGUAACUCAACACUCGGCUCGGGCCCUCGCUAUCCUAAUUUGACGAACUCGAGUGACUCCAACCAGUCUAAGCAACUACCACCCAAACCCAACAGCACAUCGGCCUUAAACCCCUUCUUCGACAACAUCCGACAACUCAACGAGCGUCUCUCACUCUCCUCCUCACUCCAAAACCUCUCUCCGAUCGAACUUCCCGAGCUCACCCACCCUACCCGCGACCUCCCUCGUCUCCCAGCCUUCCUCCGUCGUCUCAUCCAAGACUCUCCUAUCGAACGCGCAAGGAGACUGGCUCAUGAAUUCCACGAUCUCGAAAUGGCCGAGCAACUUCGUCUCGAAGACGUCAUGCGUUGGGAAUCCAAUCGCUCCCUCACCUCCUCUUCUCGCCCUCCCUCCUCUUCCCCUGCCAUCUCCACCCCUCAUCUAUCUCAAACCUCUCACCUCACUCAACCGAGUCAAAAUAAGACUAUCGAAGGUUCCAUUGCGGCCAAUCGACAUCAUCAUCCAUUUAGUAUCAGUGCCGGCGUUGAAUUAGGCUAUAAGAAUAGAUACAAAAACAUAUGGCCUUAUGAACAUACUAGGAUCCGAUUAAGGCCAGGACAGGGGCGAAGGAACGAGACAGAUUACAUGAAUGCAUCGAUGAUAAGUUUUCGAUCGGAUGGAGCGCCUGCGUCGAUCGGCUCGACCCAUGUCGGGACUCGACGAUACAUAGCAACGCAAGGGCCCUUGACGUCGACCUUCGAAGACUUCUGGUCGGUGGUAGGCGCAGAGGAUGUGGGUUUGAUUAUCAUGAUCACCAGGCGCCACGAGGCCGGACGGGAGAAGUGUGCGGAUUAUUUACGCAAUGGACAGUACGGCGACCUGGUGGUCUCCGUCGACCACCGCCACUCGCGUGAUGGUGGGUCGGGUGGGAUCGAGUCGGAUGGAGACGAGGAGCGAGAGAUGGCCAGCGGCUUCUUCGGCUUCUCAUCCGGCCCCGUCUCGGGCAACCACGACGAUCAUAUCAAGGAAGCAUCCCUCGACCCCCGUCCCCAACCAGCCGAUCGGCCAGCCAAGGCCGGUGUGCUUCGUAAGACCGUCCGACUCAGUAGGACACUCGCCAGACUCCUGCCGACAGAUCGCUCACAUCAGUACAGAGGCUGGCGACUCGACGUCCUCUGCGCCGAGAGUGCUCGACUGAUGCGAGUCUCAGAGGGCAUCCCAAGAGAUCCAACGCCUCAACGCUCAAGCCAUUGA
Puccinia graminis f. sp. tritici CRL 75-36-700-3 is the source of this 2203-nucleotide messenger RNA. RefSeq lists its product as uncharacterized. The coding region runs from base 137 to 2203 and encodes 688 amino acids. Gene Ontology annotation, biological process: protein dephosphorylation. The record is from RefSeq and is a predicted model, not a curated record. Gene Ontology annotation, molecular function: protein tyrosine phosphatase activity. The transcript is spliced from 3 exons. NCBI's taxonomy places the organism in Eukaryota, Fungi, Basidiomycota, Pucciniomycetes, Pucciniales, Pucciniaceae.